Molecule: messenger RNA, 2119 nt
Organism: Humulus lupulus (European hop)
Lineage: Eukaryota; Viridiplantae; Streptophyta; Magnoliopsida; Rosales; Cannabaceae
Product: F-box/kelch-repeat protein At1g22040
Exons: 2
Coding region: 316-1740 (474 amino acids)
Molecular function (GO): protein binding
Source: RefSeq, a predicted model, not a curated record
CAUUACCUCAUUACAUUAACUUGUACCUUUCCCUCCUUCCUCAGCUUCUUCUUCUUCUUCUUCUUCUUCUUCAAGCCUAUCCUAGCCUAGCCUAUCCUCCUCUCUCCCAUUAUCAUUUACUCAAACGACUGAAUCGGGUCGGGUCGGGUCGGUUUAUGAAUCGGGCCCAGCCUCCUUCAAGAACAAUCUCCAGCAUUUUAUUAUAAUACGAACUAUAUUCAAGUGGCGAAAAAUUCUGCACCACCUGAUCUCAAUUUAGAUAUACCAAGAAGAAUUUCUUUCAAGAGUUGAGUAACCUUCGUCCCUGAUUUCCUAAUGGGGAAUUUUUUGAGUUCGGCUGCAUCAAAAUCUGGGACGAGUGAGUAUCAUGAGGUCUCUGAAUAUGAAACCUGCAAGAGGCAAAGAAUGUGCCCAAGUGUUACUGAGGAGAGUCCAAGACUGAUUCCUAGCCUUCCUGAUGAGCUGUCAAUCCAGAUUAUCGCUAGACUUCCUAGAAUUUGCUACUUUAAUGUGAGAACGGUGUCACGAAAGUGGAAGGCAACUGUUAUGAGCCCUGAACUUUUUAAGUUGAGAAAGGAACUUGGCACCACUGAAGAAUGGCUGUAUCUAUUGACUAAAGCUGAAGACGAGAAGCUUAUAUGGCAUGCUUUGGACCCCUUAUCAAAAAGAUGGCUGAGGCUACCUAUGAUGCCUGAUGUUGUUUACGAAGAAGGACCAAAUAAAGGUGGCUUUUCCAUGUUUUGGAUGUGGAACGUGUUGGGGCCUAGUAUCAGAAUUGCUGACUCUAUUAGAGGCUGGCUUGGGCAUAAGAAUACAUGCGAUCAAAUGCCAUUUUGUGGUUGUGCCGUUGGCGCUGUGGAUGGAUGCCUUUACGUCAUAGGUGGAUUUUCUAGAUCUUCAGCCAUGAAAUGUGUCUGGAAAUUCGACCCAGUGCAAAAUGCAUGGAGUGAAGUACCUGCUAUGGCCACAGGCAGGGCUUAUUGUAAGACAGGAAUUUUGAAUGGCAAACUCUAUGUUGUUGGAGGGGUUAGUCAAGGCCGAGGUGGAUUGACUCCCCUUCAAUCUGCCGAAGUAUUUGACCCCUCCACUUGUACAUGGUCCGAAGUGCCAAGCAUGCCCUUCUCGAAAGCUCAAGUGCUACCCACUGCCUUUUUGGCUGACAUGCUAAAGCCUAUUGCAACUGGGUUGACUUCAUACAUGGGAAGGUUAUGUGUGCCUCAAAGUUUGUAUUCAUGGCCCUUCUUUGUUGAUGUCGGAGGAGAAGUUUAUGACCCUGAAACUAAUUCAUGGAAUGAAAUGCCAGUUGGCAUGGGAGAGGGCUGGCCUGCACGUCAAGCAGGUACAAAGUUGAGUGUUGUGGUAGAUGGUGAAUUAUACGCUUUUGACCCUUCUAGUUCCUUGGACAGUGGUAAGAUUAAGGUGUAUGACCAGGGGGAAGAUGUUUGGAAGGUUGUUAUAGGAAAAGUCCCAAUCUAUGAUUUUGCAGGUUCAGAAUCUCCAUAUUUGCUUGCUGGAUUUCACGGAAAGCUUCAUGUCAUCACUAAAGACGCCAAUCAUAAAAUUGCAAUUUUACGCGCUGAUCUGCACGAUAGCCCUGAUUCUAUACCGUCGAGCUCAUCUUCUCUCUUAUCUGACUCCUCUGACUCACAGGCGGACUCAGAUGCAGUUGUCUGGAAGAUCAUCGCCACAAAGGACUUUGGUCCCGUGGAAUUAGUCAGUUGCCAAGUUCUUGACAUUUAAGCCUAAACAGUAAACUAAACACUCCCCUUAAGAUGUGGACUGUUUGGCACAUGUGGGAGUAGGCGCAGUGGUUUGCAGCAAAAGGGCUAAGUCACAAUCAGGUGUCUGCACAUUGACACGAGUUACGCUAAAUUUAUUUUUUCUGUGAGACGUUGUCGAGUAACUAUGUGAUUUCCUUAUAAGAUGAGGUAUAUUGUAUAGAAUAGUGUAGUAUAGUAUAUAUAUAUUUACGUGUAAACUGUUUGGUGAGGAACAUUCUCUGUUAUUGGCUGAUUGUCUUGCCUCGUUCUUGGAUGUGAUAUUUCUGCUAUCAAUGGCACUUUUUGCCAUUUUCGAUUCUGGUAAGUAAGCAACCACAACUGAGACAUUCAAUACUGUA